AUGAACAAUCCGUUCCGUCACCAUUCUCGUCGUAAAUCAUCCAAUGAUGACUAUGACCCCUUUUCUCAUCCAGAUGUUUACUACGGUCCUCAAACUGAUCCUUCAAAAGCAACUAGAAAUUCAAGAGCUGGUAGGGUUCGUACAAUGAGUAUUGUGGAAAAUGGUUCCACUCUGAGAAAUGAGUUUAGAAAUGAAAUCAAAGCGGAUUUGAAAAGACGUGGUUCUCAAGAUGAAGCUGGUUUAAUGAAUGGUGGUCGUGGUCGGAGAUUCUUUAUUAGUGAUGUUAAUGGAACUUUACAAGAAUUGUUAGAUAGUGAAGAUACUGAUAAAAACUUUCAAAUCACCAUCGAGGACACUGGUCCAAAAGUUUUAAAAUUGGGGACAAUGAAUUCAAAUGGGUAUAAUCAAAUUGAUGUUCGUGGUACUUAUAUGUUGUCAAAUUUAUUACAAGAAUUAACUAUUGCUAAAAGAUUUGGAAGAAAUCAAAUGAUUUUAGAUGAGGCAAGGUUAAAUGAAAACCCCGUUGAUAGAUUAUCAAGAUUAAUCUCUACACAAUUUUGGAAAAAUUUAACAAGAAGAAUAGAUUCAAACAGUAUUGCAACUUUUGCUAAAGAUACUAAAAUCCCAUCAAAUCCAAGAAUUUAUAUCCCUUAUAAUUGUCCAGAUCAAUAUGAAUUUUAUAUCAACGCCUCUAAAAAUCAGCCAGAUUUACAUUUAGAAGUUGAAUAUUUACCAAAAGAUAUCACCCCUGAAUAUGUUAAAUCUAUUAAUGACAAACCAGGUUUAUUAGCAUUAGCCAUGGAGACAACACAUGAUCCAUCAACCGGUGAGGAAUGUCUUGUUUCGUUUCCUUAUGUUGUCCCAGGUGGUCGUUUCAAUGAAUUGUAUGGAUGGGAUUCAUAUAUGGAAUCAUUAGGUUUAUUAAUCAACAAUAAAUUAGAAUUAGCUCGUGGUAUGGUUGAACAUUUCAUUUUUGAAAUCGAUCAUUAUGGUAAGAUUUUAAAUGCAAAUAGAUCAUAUUAUCUAUGCAGAUCUCAACCUCCAUUCUUGACAGAUAUGGCUUUAAAGAUUUUUGACAAGAUGGGUGGGAAAUCAAAUCCUGAAGCUAUGGAUCUAUUACAUAGAGCUACUAAUGCUGCGAUAAAAGAAUAUAAAACCAUAUGGACAGCAUCUCCAAGAUAUGAUGAAGAAACUGGAUUAUCUUGUUAUCAUCCAGAUGGGGUUGGUAUUCCACCAGAGACUGAACCUUCACAUUUUGAUAGUGUUUUAGGCUCAUAUGCCUUGAAAUAUAACAUCUCUAUUGAAGAAUUUAGAGAACGUUAUAAUGAUGGGACUAUCAAAGAGCCUCCAUUAGAUGAUUAUUUCACUCAUGAUCGUGCAGUUAGAGAAAGUGGUCAUGAUACUAGUUAUAGAUUAGAAGGUAUUUGUGCAAACUUGGCCACUAUUGACUUGAAUUCAUUGUUGUAUAAAUAUGAAACAGAUAUUGGGUUUAUUAUUGCAACUUAUUUCCAAGAUUCUUUUAAAAAUGAAUUAUUACAUGGUGAAGUUUAUAAUUCAAGAGAGUGGAUUGAAGCUGCAAUUAAAAGAAAAGAAGCAAUUGAUAAAUAUCUAUGGAAUGAAGAAAAAGGAUUAUAUUUUGAUUAUAAUGUUAAAUUAAAAUUACAAUCAAAUUAUGAAACUGCAACAACUUUUUGGUCAUUAUGGUCAGGAGUUGCAUCUCAGGAACAAGCUUUGAAACUAUCAAAAUCUGUUGAAAUUUUUGAACAACUGGGUGGGCUAAGUGCAGGUACUGAAAAAUCAAGAGGUGAAAUUUCAUUAGAUAGACCAAGUAGACAAUGGGAUUAUCCAUUUGGUUGGGCUCCACAACAAAUUUUAGCAUGGGUUGGAUUUGCUAAAUAUGGAUAUGAAAACAUUUCAAGAAGAUUAGCUUAUAGAUGGUUAUAUCUAAUGACUAAGGCAUUUGUUGAUUAUAAUGGUAUUGUUGUUGAGAAAUAUGAUGUUACAAGACAAACAGAUCCUCAUAGAGUCACUGCAGAAUAUGGUAAUCAAGGUUCAGAUUUUAAAGGUGUUGCCACUGAAGGUUUUGGUUGGGUCAAUGCUAGUUAUGUUGUUGGUUUAACUUAUUUACCAAAGCAUGCUAUUAGAGCAUUAGGUUAUUGUACACCACCAGGAGUUUUUUUCAAAAAUAUUAAAGAUGAAGAUGAAAGAAGACAAUUUGCCCUAGGAUCUUUUGAAGAGGAAGCUAAAAAGGAAGAAAGAAGAAGUCAUUUAAAUAACCGGGCAGCUAGUUAG
Hansenula anomala is the source of this 2292-nucleotide messenger RNA. Its product is annotated as alpha,alpha-trehalase. The record is from RefSeq and is a predicted model, not a curated record. The transcript has a single exon. NCBI's taxonomy places the organism in Eukaryota, Fungi, Ascomycota, Saccharomycetes, Phaffomycetales, Wickerhamomycetaceae. Gene Ontology annotation, cellular component: cytoplasm. Gene Ontology annotation, molecular function: calcium ion binding; alpha,alpha-trehalase activity. Gene Ontology annotation, biological process: trehalose catabolic process. The coding region runs from base 1 to 2292 and encodes 763 amino acids.